CUUUUCUCGCUUCUCCUUCCACCACUUUCCUUCAUUUCCUUCAUCAUCAUGGCCGUCUCGCUUCAAGUCGUUGGUGUCGUGAGCUUCUACAUGGUCGCCGCCCUCAUUAUGGUUUUUGUCAACAAGCUCGUCCUCAAUGCCGCUCCCAAUCUCACCGUCCUUUUCAUGUUCUUCCAAUCCACCACCACCGUUGUUCUCCUCAUCUUGACCUCGUUCCUAACCCCCCUCGUCCAGUUACCCCAACUGUCACUAUCUGCAGCACGAAAUCUCACGCCUCUUAUUAUCGUCGACACCGCUGGUUUUGUUUUCAACGCUCUCUGUUUACGAGACGUCGAAGCGGCUUUUUACCAGAUCGCGCGAGGGAUGGUGUUACCUUUGACUAUUCUCGUCGUGUCAUGCACUUCUCGACAAGCACCUUCUCUGAAAGUUGUUGGAUGUGCUACGAUCGUUACAUUGGGUUUCUUCAUCGGCACAUCCUUCCCCGCCGGCCUCCCCGCCAAAUCAGUCAUGUCCCCCACAGCUUUGUUUUACGGUUUCCUUUCUUCCAUGUCUAUUGCACUCCAUGCUGUACUCGUCAAAUCUUCAUUACCUUACGUGAAUGGAAACCCAACCAUGCUCUCAUUCUGGUCCAACUUGGGGUCUGCAUUGCUUCUCGGGGCAUUAUCUCUCCUGAAAGGCGAAGUCGUGGAGUUUAUGGGUAUGACGACCAAGGUGGAUUGGGAUUGGAACACAUUCUUGUGGGGAAAUAUCGUUACGGGUGUGUUUGGGUUUUUGAUUAGUAUUGCCGGGAUUUUGAGUGUCAAGGUGACGAGUCCGGUUACGCAUAUGUUUAGUAGUGCUGCACGGAGUGUUUUGCAAGUGUUUUUGGGUGUCAAGCUUUUUGGAGACGUGUUCACGACUCAACGAGCCAUGUCAGUGUUCACAAUCCUUGUGGGGACUUUGUUAUAUACCUAUAUCAAAACUCAAGAACCGAAAGCUGCACCGGCGUCUGUUUUGCCAACAACGAAACAGGAUGCGGAGAGUCAGGCGAAACUUUUGCACAACGAAAAGGAGGAGGGUUGAUGGCGAUUCAAUCUCGGACCCAAAAAAUGUUGUUAUUGGGGGCAAGAGGGGAUGUUAGAGGCAUUUAUGUGGCGAUCUUACAUGGCUUACACCUAUUUCUCUAUUUUACUAUGCUUUCACCAUUAUUCAUGGACUCGAGCUUGUUGUCUGUAAUUUUUUCAGUUGGCUCGCUGAAUACUACGCUCCUUUUCGCCUGCA
Messenger RNA from Marasmius oreades (fairy-ring Marasmius), 1260 nucleotides. RefSeq lists its product as uncharacterized. Gene Ontology annotation, biological process: protein O-linked glycosylation via fucose; GDP-fucose import into Golgi lumen. Gene Ontology annotation, cellular component: Golgi apparatus. The record is from RefSeq and is a predicted model, not a curated record. The transcript has 3 exons. The coding region runs from base 49 to 1062 and encodes 337 amino acids. Gene Ontology annotation, molecular function: antiporter activity. NCBI's taxonomy places the organism in Eukaryota, Fungi, Basidiomycota, Agaricomycetes, Agaricales, Marasmiaceae.